This is a messenger RNA of Rotaria sp. Silwood1, 1461 nucleotides long. Lineage: Eukaryota; Metazoa; Rotifera; Eurotatoria; Philodinida; Philodinidae. The record is from the annotation of a GenBank genome assembly.
AUGGUGUUUUUAAUUUCAACACUGGAAGAAUAUUUUUCAUUUCUCGAUAAAAUCGAACCAAAUACUUUAUUUUAUGUAUUACUUACAUUUACAUGGGUUAUUUCUAUUUGGGAACAUUAUCUUUCAUAUCGACAAUAUAAAAAUUAUAAACGUCAUCAAAAUGUUCCAAGUGAACUAGCCGAUGUUAUGACAGAUGAAGAACUUAAAAAAGCUCGUUCAUAUGCUAUUGAUAAAAUGCGUUAUAAUGAAAUUCAUUCGAUAUUUAAUGAAGUUGAAACAACGACAUUAUUAUUAAUUGGUAUUUUUCCAUGGUUAUGGAAAAUAUCUGGUAAUAUAUUAGCUAAAUAUAAUUAUUAUAAUCAUGAAAUAUUACAAUCAAUUAUAUUUAUUUGUAUUAUAACGAUCUAUUCAACAAUUUCGAAUAUACCAUGGUCAUAUUAUUAUCAUUUUAUACUUGAAGAAAAACAUGGAUUUAAUAAACAAACAAUUAAAUUUUUCAUUAAAGAUAAUAUUAAAAAAUUAAUUGUUACACUUAUAUUAGUAUUACCAAUUGUUGCACUUUUAAUUAAGAUUAUUCAAAUAGGUGGUGAUUAUUUUUUUGUUUAUGCAUGGUUAUUUGUUACAAUUAUGUCACUAAUUAUCGCAUUCAUUUAUCCAAAUUAUAUUGCACCAUUAUUUGAUCGUUAUGAUCCAUUACGUGAAGGAGAAUUACGUUCAAGCAUUGAAACAUUAGCAGCUAAAAUUAAUUUUCCACUUGCUAAAAUUUAUGUUGUUGAAGGAUCGGCUCGAUCGGCUCAUUCCAAUGCAUAUUUCUAUGGAUUUUUUAAAGCUAAACGAAUUGUUCUUUAUGAUACUCUCAUAAAAGGUUAUAGUAUUCAUAACAAUAAGGAUGAUACUAAAGAAAAACAAUCAAAUGAAACAAAAGAAAAAGAAGAAAAUACGUUAACUAAUUGUCGAACAACGGAUGAACAAGAAGUGACAAAAAAGAAAGCUGAUAAAGGUUGUGAAUCCGAAGAAGUUCUUGCUGUAUUAUGUCAUGAAUUUGGACAUUGGUCACUAAGUCAUAAUCUUAUUAAUUUAUGUAUUUCAUUUAUUAAUUUAUUCUUCGUCUUUGCUAUAUUCGCUGCUCUUUUCAAACGUUCUAUUCUUUAUCAAGCAUUUGGUUUUACUACAAUACAACCAAUUCUAUUAGGUUUAUUAAUCAUCUUUCAAUAUGUUUUAUUACCUUAUUUUGAAAUAUUUUCAUUUGCAUUAACGGUAUUAUCACGUCGUUUUGAAUUUCAAGCUGACCAUUAUGCUGUUAAACAUCAUCAUGGUGAUUCAUUAGGACGUGCAUUAAAAAAACUUGAAAUUGACAAUAUGGCAUAUCCAUUUUCGGAUUUUCUUUAUGCUAAAUAUCAUUAUUCACAUCCAACAUUACUUGAACGUCUUAAAGCAAUUAAAGCAAUGAAAACAGCAUAA